Messenger RNA from Choloepus didactylus (southern two-toed sloth), 927 nucleotides. RefSeq names its product olfactory receptor 4N5. Gene Ontology annotation, biological process: G protein-coupled receptor signaling pathway. Bases 1 to 927 code for a protein of 308 amino acids. The transcript has a single exon. NCBI's taxonomy places the organism in Eukaryota, Metazoa, Chordata, Mammalia, Pilosa, Megalonychidae. The record is from RefSeq and is a predicted model, not a curated record. Gene Ontology annotation, molecular function: olfactory receptor activity; G protein-coupled receptor activity. Gene Ontology annotation, cellular component: membrane.
AUGGAGAGAGACAACAGCACAGAGGUAACAAAAUUCAUCCUCCUUGGUCUUACCCAGUCUCAAGAUGUUCAACUUCUGAUCUUUGUACUAGUCUUGAUUUUCUAUCUCAUCAUUCUCCCUGGAAAUUUCCUCAUCAUCCUCACCAUCAGAUCAGAUCCUGGCCUCACAGCCCCUCUCUACUUCUUCCUAAGCAACUUGGCCUUCCUGGAUGCAUCUUACUCCUUCAUUGUGGCUCCCAGGAUGCUGGUGGACUUCCUCUCUGAGAAGAAGAUAAUCUCCUACAGAGGCUGCAUCACUCAGCUCUUUUUCUUGCACUUUCUUGGAGCAGGGGAGAUGUUCCUUCUUGUUGUGAUGGCCUUUGACCGCUACAUGGCCAUAUGUCAGCCUUUACACUAUUCAACUGUCAUGAAUCCUAGAGCCUGCUCUGCAUUAUUGUUGGCACUCUGGCUUGGAGGCUUUGCCCAUUCAAUUGUGCAAGUGGCUCUUAUCCUUCACUUGCCCUUCUGUGGUCCAAACCAGCUGGAUAACUUCUUCUGUGAUGUCCCACAGGUCAUCAAGCUGGCCUGCACGGACACCUUCGUGGUGGAGCUCCUGAUGGUCUCCAACAGUGGCUUGCUCUCCCUCCUGUGCUUCCUGGGGCUUCUGGCCUCCUAUGCUGUCAUCCUUUGCCAUGUAAAGGGGAAUUCCUCUGAAGGGAAGAAUAAGGCUCUGUCCACCUGCACCACCCACAUUAUUAUUGUGUUUCUCAUGUUUGGACCUGCCAUUUUCAUCUACACUCGCCCCUUCAGAGCCUUCCCAGCAGACAAAGUAGUUUCUCUCUUCCACACAGUGAUCUUUCCUUUGAUGAACCCUGUGAUUUAUACCCUUCGCAACCAGGAAGUAAAAACUUCCAUGAGGAGGUGGUUGAGUUGGCACAUGGUUUGCUGA